Oldenlandia corymbosa var. corymbosa is the source of this 2741-nucleotide messenger RNA. The record is from the annotation of a GenBank genome assembly. NCBI's taxonomy places the organism in Eukaryota, Viridiplantae, Streptophyta, Magnoliopsida, Gentianales, Rubiaceae.
UUGAGAAUCCGACUGUUCUUCCCCAAAUUGACGACUCUUAAUAAAUUUCAUUACUCUUCCAGAACUUUGGCUCUGCUCCCAUUCUCAUCUUCAUUCAUCAUCGUCAUCUCGACCAAUAUCAAGAGUAGUAGCUGAAGGUGGAAGAGGUAGGAUAGCUGGGAUUUUUAGGAUCGUUCGAGCUGCAGCUACCUUCUCUGGCCGAAAUUCUUUGUAGGUAAUUAACUCGCAUUCUCCUCGUUUUUGUUUCUGAAGUUCGAAAUAUAAAUGAAGAGGAUGAUAAGUAAUGAUCCGAGGUCCAGGGAUUUAGAAUUAGCAUCUUGUUUGAGAAAUUAAUUAUUUCAUUCUUAACUAGUUAUGUUUGGAUUCGAUACUCUUUAGGUCUGGUUUUGGGGGAAAAAAAAAACCUAAAUGGUUUUUGGGGUUAAGUUAGAGUCUGGUCCGUUAAAUGGGAUUUUAGUUUUAGGUUUAGUAGCUUAAACUUCAGGAAUUGGUAAACUGAAGUAGAUGACCAUAUUCAUUACACAGGCUAGAAGUAAGGAGUCGGGAUCGUAAAGGACAUUAGGUAUCGGGACAAGUGAAGUGAGUGUUCUCUUCUGUUUUUUUACAUAAGUGUUCUUGCCGUUUCAUAUUGUAGAAAUGUUUGCACUGUUUUCUUAUGCUAUUUCCUUUACAAAUGAACUGUUUGAAACUUCACUGUGUUGUUUGAAAUAUCAUUCAGAAUCCAGCCUUCAUGAGAAGGCAGCAACAGAAUGCCGUUGGAAACUUCUAUGGUUUCAUAAAUAUUUUGUCCGUAGACUAUUUAAUGCAAUUCAUUGGUUGCUGUCCGCUUAAGAUUCUUUCCCUCUAAAAUGAUUUUAUUAAACGAGGUUGAGUUCUCUAUGAUGAGCUUUUUCUACUAUCACUGAACUACUGCAUUCUCUGUUUUUUCGAGUGAAAAAUUCCUUGAUAAGCUUGCUUUGUUUCAACUUUCUACUUAUCGAGGACUUGAUAUCACACUGUUAACCUACUCUUUGGUUGUCACUCCAUGAGACUGGCUUUCAAAGCUUUCUUAGCUUCUCAAAUAUUUUGCUAGUAAACUACUUUGUGCCGAACUGUUGGUUUUCUUCACUUCUAGUUAUUGUUUCAGCUAAACGUUCUACUGGCAACUUUAUUCUUUGUAUAAGCAAUUCUCAGAAACAUUUGCUUCAUUUGUAAUUUAUUUACCAAGGAGCUCCUGAACUGUUUCUUUAAAUUAGGGUUUCUUCUCCACAGGUGUUCUUCAUAUUUUUACUAAUUUAGGAUAUCUUCAUACCAUACUUGCUGUCAAAGUUCUUCUGUCUCGUUGAUUCCUAGCACGAGCUAGGUAAGCGGUGCAAUGCGACCCUCGUGGUUAUGUUUUUACUAGGUGUCGGGUUGGGUCGUCACGACCAGUACUUUCUUUGCUUAUUAUUAUGUUGAAUGUACCUAUCGCAUUAUGUUCUCUUCCUUUUUGCAGCUAAAUGGAAGUGUGAAUUCUGUUGAUAAAAUGGUUGAAGCAUAAAAGAGAACAUAAUAGUAGAAGCCCCAGAGAUAGAGAAUGAUGAAGUCCAAGAAUUUCAGGAAAAGGGACUCUUUUGCUGAGAACAACAAAAGUGAUUCAGAAGAUGAGCAAGAAAGGAGAUUGGCUUUAGAGGAGGUGAAGUUCCUUCAAAAGCAGAGGGAAAAGAGAUCUGGAAUUCCAGCCCUUCCUAAUGCAGUUGCUGCUGCUGCUCAGGCUAAUGCUUCUCAAACUGGUGGUUUAAUCCGAAAGGGGAGUGAGAAGACUGACGGGGAUGCCGAGAAGGAUGACUUGGUUUUACAGGAUACCUUUGCCCAGGAAACUGCUGUUAUGGUGGAAGACCCUAAUAUGUUGAGAUAUGUAGAACAAGAAUUGGCGAAGAAAAGAGGCAGGCAUAUCGAUGUAGAAAAUGAAGUUGAGAAUGAAGUGAAACGUGCUGAGGACGAACUCUAUGAAAUUCCAGAACAUCUCAAAGUUAAGAGGCGAAAUUCAGAAGAAAGCUCUACGCAGUGGACGACAGGCAUUGCAGAGGUUCAACUUCCAAUGGAAUACAAAUUGAGAAACAUUGAAGAAACAGAGGCUGCGAAAAAGCUCUUACAAGAGAAGAGGCUCAUGGGGCGCCCAAAAACCGACUCGAGUAUUCCCUCAAGCUACAGUGCUGACUACUUUCAACGCGGGACGGAUUAUGCAGAAAAAUUGAGGAGAGAACAUCCAGAGUUGUACAAAGACAAGGAUGGCAAGAGAAACAGUUUGGACCAGAAACCAGCCGAAUCAGGUGGAGGAGUUCAAAGGCAAGCGGCCACUGACGAGUUCAUGCUUGAGAGGUUCCGAAGAAGAGAACGCCACCGAGUGAUGCGAAGAUAAAUGCUGUUGGUUCCAACAACCGUUGUUAAGAUUUUUGCUGGGAGGGUUAAUGAUAGUUUUUCAGUUCAAGGGUAGAACUGGAAAUCAACCUGGUCAUUGGGCCUCAAAAGUGAAGCAUUUUUUAACUUGUGAUGGGAGCUAGUAUCUUGUUGUUUACUACUAAAUUGUACUCAUACAAACACCAUAUUAUUAUCACCUACCAGCAAGGAUCACUUGUUACUCGUUCCCAAGAUGAUUGUGAAACUCAAAAUAGUGCAUCAUCUUCGCUAAAUCCAUUUAACCUUUAAUCCUAAGGGAUGUUGCUCUUUUUCUCAAAAAAAAAUAAAAUUAUAAAUUGGAUAAUCAUUUCAGGAUGGGGGAG